CGAGAGCUAAACUUAGCGCGAUGCACGAGGCGCGACCGGCGACGGCGAUCAUCUAUGCGAGCCAGAGCGGCGAUCCGGCGCAAAUGGCCCUCGAGCGUAGCGUCGUGCACAUGAUCAUCGAGCGCGAGACGUGCCUCGAGGCCCUCUUGCAAGUGACGCCCCACUUCCACGACCCGCACAGCAAGGUGCGCCCGUGGAAGGUCAUCGGUAACCUCACGCUGCAGUACCGGCGCGCAUCGAUGGACGUCGUCGAGGGCAUUGGGCAGUGGCGCGCGCUCUUGGGCGCACCACGGCAGGCCUUUCUGUGGAAGCACUCCAACUACUUGAGCAAGAUGGUCGACGACACGGCGAGUUUUGCUAGCGUCCCAGAUAUGUUUCGCGACUGCCACGGCGACCUCACUCUCAACCCGUUCUUGUCGCCGUUUGCACUCACCGACAGCCUCUUUGAUCUCGACGAACCUGCGAUGCUCGCCAAGGCGCGGCUCGCGGGCAGCGAAAUCGGCGGGAUCGACAUGGACCGGAUAUGCCGCGCGUCCAAAGUGCUCUUGGCCGAAGGCGUCUUGCAGCAGCGUACAAAGGCCGCGACGCCGGCAAAGACAGUACCCCAGAGCACCCCUCGGACGCCAAAAGGGCAAGUGACACCGACGCCGCCGGUGGAAUCGCAUGACCUCGCGCCUCACGACAAGCUCAUGCUCAUGAAGGUGCAUCUUGACCACGGUCGCGCCAAGCUCCGUGCGCUCGAAGACGACCGAGCGAGCAUAUCGGAGCGCAUGGCCGAGAUCACGGCCAAGCUCGAGGCGACGACACUCCCGAGCAAAGUGCGCAUGCUCCAAAACAACCUCGGCGCGCUCAACAAUAGUCUCCGAGCAGUCUCGGGCGAGAUCUUCCAGCGGCGCAACGAGCUCACGCGCCAAGAAGCGACGUACCGGCUCCAAGCGAGCAAGGCCAAGCGACCGCGGCCGCAGAUUCGAGACGAGCUCCACGAGGUCGUUGCGCAAGACCAAAAAAUGCGGGACGAGCUCGUCGCAGCUCUCGCGCGCCGUGAGCCCGAGCCAGCGGUGCCGGCGCUCGACGCGAUGAACGAAGCGCAAGUCUUUGCGUUUGUAAAAGACCUCGGCCUCGACGCGUGCGCCGAGAAGCUCAAGGCAAUGGGCAUUGACGGACCGCUCCUUGCCGUCAGCACGGACCAGGACCUCCAAGAACUUGGCAUCGAGGUCCGGCUCCAUCGCGUCAAGAUUUUGCGUGAAGUCGAAAAGCGACUCAAGGACGGGCAGUAGUCUGUCCAACCUGUCCCUAGGAAACGUAUGUUUGGAUAGGACCCUACCCGCCUACUUGACCUAGCCCUUGCAUCUCCGAAACUGUCAACUAUACUGUAGUAUCUUGCAUUUGGACACGAG
Molecule: messenger RNA, 1397 nt
Organism: Saprolegnia diclina VS20
Lineage: Eukaryota; Oomycota; Saprolegniomycetes; Saprolegniales; Saprolegniaceae
Exons: 3
Coding region: 21-1277 (418 amino acids)
Molecular function (GO): protein binding
Source: RefSeq, a predicted model, not a curated record